AUGACUUUACUAGUGCUCAUCUUCUUGCUCACCUGCCUCUCAGCUGAGUCUGCAAGCAGCAGAUACCCCCCCAAGUCCUCAAGUAACCCCGUGUUUGGACCACGGCAAGUUUAUGGGCUGCUCAAUGGGUCAGUCACCGUGAAAUGCUUCUACCCUCCCACCAGCGUGAACAGGCACGACAGAAAGUACUGGUGCAGGGAAUCGGCCAUGGGCUGCAUGACCGUUGUCUCCACCAACGGCUACACUGCUCCGGGCUACCAAGGCAGAGCCUCCAUCACCAACUACCCCCAGGCAGAAAACUUCCAGAUUGACAUCUCCGGGCUUACAAUGGCAGACAAAGGCACCUACCAGUGCGGUAUUGGUAUCAAUGGCAGAGGGCUCUCGCACAAAGUCAGUUUGGAGGUUUCUGAAGCUCCACACGUGCCCGAGGGAGCCGAGCUCUUCCAUGUGGAGCUGCACAGCACUUUGACCACGUCCUGCAGCUUUGGAGAGAAAUACGUGAGCGAGCGGAAAUUCUUGUGCAAGAUGGAGAAAAACGGCUGCCGUAACAUCAUUGAUAGUUAUGGGAAAAUUGAUGAUGAUUACACCGGGCGAGUUCUGCUGAGCAACAAGGAGCCCCCAGGCUCCUUCAGCAUCGUGAUAACUCAGAUGGGCUGGGAAGACUCUGGCUUGUACCUGUGCGGGGUCGGCGUCCAUGGGGAGACUGGAGAAACAAAGGAACUGGAUGUGCAUGUCUAUGAGGUGUCAAGUGUUCCUCAGGGAAAGCCCACCAUAAUUGGAGUUAAAGGAAGCUCAGUAACUUUUGAAUGCCGCUACGAGCCUCAAAAAGAGACCUCAGAGAAGCAGUGGUGCAAGUGGAGAAACGAUGGGAAAGGGUGUACUAACAUCAUCAACACCUCUGGGUACGUCUCACCCUUGUAUGAAGGAAGAGUGGCCAUGUACGACAACCCCGGUAACAAGACAAUCACCGUCAUCCUGAACCAGCUGCAGAACGAUGACAGUGGCUACUACUGGUGCAUGACAGGGGAUGAAAAGGAGCAGCAAUCGUCAACCGAGCUGAAGAUCAUAGAGGGAGAACCCGGUUUGGAAGGAAAGAAGGACGUGGAGGCACAAGUGGGUUCACGGGUGGAUUUAACUUGCUCUUACCCCUGCAAGUACUACUCCUACCAGAAGUAUUGGUGCAAGUGGACCAGCACUGGCUGCACCCCCAUGCCCGCUUCUGACCAGCAGCAGCCGGGGCCAGACGUCACCUGUGACACCGACAACAAGACGGUCGUCCUCAGCUUCAGUGAGGUGGCAAUGGCAGACCAAGGGUGGUACUGGUGUGGAGUGAAGCGCGAUGGCCGCUACAGGGAGACCAUGGCCGUGUACCUGUGGGUGAGGGAAGGGAAAGGGGACAACCGCAGCCCGGACCUGCUGGACGUUGAUGACUCCAGCCACGCCGAGCCCCCCAGCCACGCUGACGAGGGCUUUGUACCCCGAGAAAGAGCGUACAGCGAUGCUGGGGUGCAAAGCGCAGCUGCCUCCGAAAGCUCUGAUCAAAGCCAUAGCCCCAGUACCAUUGCUUUAGUCCUGGGCCCUGUUGGUGCCGUGCUCCUGAUCCUCGUCACAGCUUUUGCUGCUUUUAAAUACCGGCAGCUGAAGAGAUCUGACCUGGUGUCCAUUGGGAGCUACAGGACCAACAUCAGCAUGUCUGACUUUGAAAGCAUGAAGGGGUACAGUGCAAGCAACAAUGCCUGCGUGAAGGAGAACCAGGAGACUCAGCUGGGAGGGGACGAGUUCAUCACCACCACGGCUGCCCCGGAGAGUGCUGCUGAGACAAAGAAAGCAAAAAGGAGCUCCAAGGAGGACGCUGACCUUGCCUACUCCGCCUUCCUCCUCACCUCGGGCAGCAUCACGCAGGGUGGUGCUGGGGGGGGCAGCACGACCCCAGCCGAGCACCCCCCGAACUGGGAAGGCCAGAUCUGA
Mesitornis unicolor (brown roatelo) is the source of this 1968-nucleotide messenger RNA. It is a transcript of the gene PIGR, whose product is annotated as polymeric immunoglobulin receptor. The coding region runs from base 1 to 1968 and encodes 655 amino acids. NCBI's taxonomy places the organism in Eukaryota, Metazoa, Chordata, Aves, Mesitornithiformes, Mesitornithidae. The transcript has 10 exons. Gene Ontology annotation, molecular function: transmembrane signaling receptor activity. The record is from RefSeq and is a predicted model, not a curated record. Gene Ontology annotation, cellular component: plasma membrane.